AUGGAAGCAGCGACCAAGACGAGUGCAUCGAGAACCAAUAGUGUAGAUACAUGUCAGAGGAAACCAUCAGGACCCCCAACGAACACACCUCUGGGCAACUCCCAAGAAGUCAUCGCUUUUUCAACUAUCGUCCUAAACUAUGUGAUCCCCCGCGUUGUGAAAGAUCUGGAAUCUCAAGAUGUUGGACCCGCUCAAGCUUUUGCCGACUCACUCAGAAAAGCCGAAACUGAAGUUCCUGGAAUUGCCUUUCAAAUAGUCUCCUCAAUUCUAGAGGCCCAGUCCCCCAAACUAAACGUGAUCGAACACCUGCUGAAACUGACUGGAUCUAGUUCGAGUCCUGACUCCUACCUAUUAGCUCAAGGGGGACACUAUGCUGAGCUGGAGCAGAACGCACAUGAGGUGAAGAAGAUUUUAAGCUCACUUCCGGAGAUAGUUCUGGACAGAGUGAGGUUCCUGGAUAAUAUCAAGAAAAUAGCACUCCAUCUGAAGAAUUAUUUAGCAGCACUAGUGCACAUUGCUAAGGAACUUGAACAAAAAUAUCCUCAGAGUACUUCAAUUCAACGAAGUUUGCAGUAUCGUCGGCAGGAGUUCUCCCGCGCCUCCAGACACUUCAGCGAGCAGCUGAAGGUCUACUUCCACGACAACAGCAAAGCCCAGAACAUCUAUCCCAGUGCUCUGGCCCUAAUUGCCAGUAAUGUCCAGUUCAGCCACAAGUUGAAAGAGUUGCUUCUACAGCUCAGCAGCGGUAACAGUGCUGCGAAUGGUGCGAGAGCGUCUACCAAUGUCAUUAAAGACAACUGA
Molecule: messenger RNA, 801 nt
Organism: Symsagittifera roscoffensis
Lineage: Eukaryota; Metazoa; Xenacoelomorpha; Acoela; Convolutidae
Exons: 5
Coding region: 1-801 (266 amino acids)
Biological process (GO): positive regulation of MAP kinase activity; regulation of Golgi organization
Cellular component (GO): FAR/SIP/STRIPAK complex
Molecular function (GO): protein kinase binding
Source: RefSeq, a predicted model, not a curated record